AUGGUUAUCAAAACCGAAAUUUUAGAACUAAUGAUAUUAUAUCGUCAACAAAAUAUACAAAGAUCAAAUCGGAAUCGAAAUCGAAAUCAAAUAAGAGGAGGAAGAGGAGAAAGAAAUCGUCUAAAUCAACCUAGAAAUGGUUCGAAUCAACAACGGCGAAGUCAAUCUAGACAACCUCCUCGACAACAACGACAACCACGCAGAAAUGGAUCAAGGCAAAUUCAAUUAAAUGAUUUUAUAUCAGCCCAAUUGCGUGAUCGUUCAUCAUCUAUAGCGAAUCUACCUGAAGAAUUUGAGGCGUUUAACAGUACAACAAAUGUAAAUAAUGUACCAAUUGAUGCAUUACCUCAACGAGCCAUAUUCGCAAGAACAACACCAGCAGAUUCAACACAACCAUUCAAUGUUGUUAAUGUUGUUAAUGAUGAUGAAAUUCGAGAACAACCGAUUAUUAAUAGUGGACGAAAUCAGAAACGACAAACAUCAACAACAACAGCAUCAUUUAGACAACAACAGCAACGUCGCAUUCGACAAGAGCAAUAUCGACGAAACGGAAUUAAUACAAAUAAUCGAUUUGCUGUACUUGCCGAAGACAAUAAUGAUGAUGCUGACGACUAUGAUUAUGAUGAUGAUGACAAUGUUAAAGAUAAUGUCGAUAAUGAUGAGCCAUUACGAUCCUUUAAAAAGAAUAAUAAUAAUAAGAGAAAAAGAAAAAAAGAACGACUAUAUCUGAAACAUGAGCGGAUCAUUACAUGGAUACACGAAAAUGUCCCACAAAAAGAAAUUAUAGAUAAUAGUGGUAAUUAUGCUUAUGUAUUGACAUCUAUAAAUAUUUAUGACGAAUGGAUCCGGGCUAAUUACAAUCUACAAAUUUGGCAAAAUUAUUUCAAAAUGGCUACUGAAAAUAAACAUUGGGCCAAAGAAAUUAUACAACGAACAAAGCAACAUGAUGAAAUUGUGAAUAAUCGAUUUAUUAAAAAUAAGAUUAAUCAAUUAGCUUUGAUAAUAGUUCAAUCUAGUGCAAGUAUUUCUGAUUUGAAGACACAAUUACGUUCCUAUUGGUCACAAAUACCAUCCUACAAAGGAUCAAAAGCAGCAAUGGAUGCUAUGGCACAAGGUACUUCAACAACAACGUCUUCUACAACAGAAUCUACAACUUCAAAACUAACUACUACUUCAUUAGCUCCUGAUCGAGUUCGAGAUAAAGUUGGCCAAGUCGAAAAAAUAAUAUAUAAAUAUUUAUUCCAUUGUACUGCACAUGCCAAAAAGUUAACUGAAGAUCGAAUUCGAUCGGCUAAAGCACAAUUAAUUGAAUUUAAAGCUUUAGAAGAUUUUCAAUUGGCAUCUACCCCAAAUCAUCGGAUUAUCCAUUUUGUAUUGAAAUCCAAAAUGAAAUUAUGA
Molecule: messenger RNA, 1398 nt
Organism: Rotaria socialis
Lineage: Eukaryota; Metazoa; Rotifera; Eurotatoria; Philodinida; Philodinidae
Source: the annotation of a GenBank genome assembly